Porites lobata is the source of this 1021-nucleotide messenger RNA. Lineage: Eukaryota; Metazoa; Cnidaria; Anthozoa; Scleractinia; Poritidae. The record is from the annotation of a GenBank genome assembly.
AUGAAUUUAGUUGGGGCGCUAGAGUUUCGUUGUUUUAGAGAGGUGGUCCAUUCAUCGGGGAAGCUUGUCUACGAUGGAUCCAUCGAACGCAUCAGCUGUAUAAACACAGCAUGAAGACUACGCAGCUCUAAGCAGCAGGACGGUUCUGCUUCAAGUGGCUCCAUUGUUGAGAAACAAAGAUGGCCGAAGCUACCGCCGACGAUCUGGAAUUCCAGAGAACGAGUGAGAAAUAAUUUUAAUUCCAGAUAUAUUAUUAUCCUCUCCCUUGCAAGCUUUAUUAUUUUUGCAGACUAGAAAUUUUUGCUGAAAUGUUUGCGCUGUUUGGGUAACAGUUAGAAGGACAACAAGGGCAAGAGUUCUAUUGUUUAGACCUUGCCACGGUUUUGAAAGCCAUCUUGACGGGUAAGAAAUUACAGAGUUUGUAUGAGAAUCCAUUGUCCAAAAAUUUUCGUUAAAUGGCCGUUUUCAAAAAUGUAUGAAUUGCGAAUCUAAGUUACAAGGUAAUGGACUUUUGCAGCAAAAUUUAAUGGCCUGAUCUGGGCUAGAACCGCUUUCGCCGACCAAAAUUUCCCGGGAAAAAUUACAAACCCGGGAAAAUUCAGGCGCGCAGGCACGGCUCCGAAAAUUUGUCAGUAGAAUACUGUACUUCGUGGCUUGAGUGUUUUAUUGUUAUUUUCUUUUUUGAAAACGGUUGUUUUACAAAAAUUAUUCGACACUGAAUGCUCAUGCACACGCUGUGACUUCUCUCGCGUUUGCCAACUCGUCACGGUGCUUUCCAAAACACAGUCCGUGACAAGAUCUAUAGAUACGACCUCAGAUCACUUCCUUGCUUAGCUGUGUUCGCUUUUUUUUUUCCAGAUUCAUUCGUGCAGUGGCUUAUAGAUGCAUGAUACGCUGGCUUUGUGGGUAUAUGGGCUGGGAAAACACAAGGCCCCUUCCAGCCUGUAUUUAUCAUGACAUCAGGUCUCGUUUAUACCAGACUUUGCAAUCAAGAGGAUACAGAAACGCACUGCCAGAAUAG